AUGACAGAUCAACAAGUGACGAUUAAAUCAGAUACCAAGAAAAAGACACCAACAACGAAGAUAUUCAAACAGAAAGUAUAUCGAUCAAGCGUACCUCUAAACAAAUUCAAACCAUGGAUAGAACAAACAAUUAACAAACUACUAGAUAACAUAGAUGAUGAGGUAUUACAUGAAUAUAUUUAUGAACUCUUGGAUACACCAUUGGAAGACGAUUCGAUUGAUAUAAUCAACUUGCAGCAACAACUACCUGCAUUUUUGGAACCUUUGGAAACAUCAACUACGUUUUGUAUCCAACUAUGGGAUUUGAUGUUACGAGUUCAACGAGGGGAAAAACCAGAAGAGUUGUACCCUGUUGCAGAGACAACUUCUUCAGCUCAACGGAAACCACAACAUUUAAUACCAAGACCCUCAAAUACCGAUUCAGCUGUCAAUCAAAAGAAAAGAACAAAUUAUAAUCGAACUUCAUCCUCAACUGAUGAAUAUGGUGGACAUGAUGAUGGAAAGUUGAAAAAUAGAGGAAAUCAUAAUACCUUUAGGAUGCGAGAUUACAGAGAUCGUGAGCAUAGUAAAUAUAGAGAGCAAGAUUCAUGUCGCUAUGAUAGUUAUAUACCAUCUAGGUAA
Messenger RNA from Lodderomyces margitis, 621 nucleotides. RefSeq lists its product as uncharacterized. The record is from RefSeq and is a predicted model, not a curated record. NCBI's taxonomy places the organism in Eukaryota, Fungi, Ascomycota, Pichiomycetes, Serinales, Debaryomycetaceae. Gene Ontology annotation, biological process: mRNA processing. The coding region runs from base 1 to 621 and encodes 206 amino acids. The transcript has a single exon.